Zeugodacus cucurbitae (melon fly) is the source of this 3227-nucleotide messenger RNA. Its product is annotated as glutamate receptor ionotropic, kainate 2-like. The record is from RefSeq and is a predicted model, not a curated record. Gene Ontology annotation, molecular function: glutamate-gated receptor activity. The transcript is spliced from 15 exons. Bases 281 to 3112 code for a protein of 943 amino acids. Gene Ontology annotation, cellular component: plasma membrane; postsynaptic membrane. NCBI's taxonomy places the organism in Eukaryota, Metazoa, Arthropoda, Insecta, Diptera, Tephritidae. Gene Ontology annotation, biological process: monoatomic ion transport.
UCUCAUUGAGGGUAUUUUAAUUUAUACAUUUGAUAAUAAUAAACCCCUACGACAGUAUUUCAACAUUUUCAGACAUAACAUACUCAUCAAUAAGCAAAUCAAGUGUUAAAUGUAUACAUGUAUAAUAAUUGCGUAAAAACUGCUCAAUUUGGAGUUUAAAAGCCAUGUAACCGAUAAACCGAAAAUGAAAAGACUGUAACUAAUACGAUACAUCGCUUGGCUGACGUCGAUCUUUUCUACUAAUACCGUUGUCAUAUUACCGCACAUUUUUACAUACUUGAUGAUUAUUAUGGCAUAUUUGCAAGAACCAACAAAAUGUCAUGUGAUAUACAUUACUAUGCCAAACCUCAUAAUAAAAACGAACAUGUUGCUGAUAAACUUUAGUUUUGCAGGAUACGAAUUUUCACGCACGCGCUACAAGUGCGCUCUUUCACACAUUCUUCUAAUCUACUAUUUAAGCAACUUUUUUUGUGCAGCAGCAUUACCAGCAGUAAUCCCUUUAGGUGCUAUAUUUACAGAAGAUCAACGUGAUAGUAGCAUUGAAUAUGCAUUUAAAUAUGCGGUGUAUCGUGUGAAUAAGGACAAAUUGCUAUUAUCAAAUACACAGCUUAUUUACGAUAUUGAGUAUGCGCCACGAGAUGAUUCCUUUCGCACAACGAAGAAAAUUUGUCGACAAUUGGAAUCAGGAGUGCAGGUCAUUUUUGGGCCGUCAGAUCCCUUACUUUCAGCGCACGUGCAAUCGAUAUGUGAAACGUUCGGUAUUCCACACAUCGAGUCUCGUAUUGAGUUGGACGCUAGCACUAAGGAAUUCUCUAUUAAUCUAUACCCUUCCCAGCGACUCAUGAAUUUGGCUCAUCGUGACUUGAUGAUUUUUCUAAAUUGGACGAAAACUGCUAUAAUCUAUGAAGACGACUUGCGUAUCUUCAAUCACCAAGAUCUGGUGCAUGUAACCGCAGAUAUACGAACAGAACUGUAUAUUCGUCAGACCUCGCCUAAUACGUAUCGUCAAGUUUUGCGAGCGAUACGAAAGAAGGAUAUUUAUAAAAUUAUUGUAGACACAAAUCCUACAAAUAUAAAUGCCUUCUUUCGAGCAAUUUUGCAACUACAGAUGAAUGACCAUCGCUAUCAUUAUAUGUUUACAACAUUUGAUUUAGAAAUUUUCGACCUGGAAGACUUCAAAUACAAUGGCGUUAACAUUACAGCCUUUCGAUUGGUGGACGUGGAGAGUCAACGUUAUAAGGAAGUUAUUGAACAAAUGCAGAAAUUACCUCAUAGUGGAUUGGACUAUAUUAAUGAUCAACCAUAUAUACAGACACAAUCUGCAUUGAUGUUCGAUUCCGUGUAUUCCGUCGCUGCUGGUCUUAUGGAGCUGGAUAGAAGUCAUUUAUUAACAUGGCAUAAUAUUUCCUGUAAAAGCGAUAUGCCGUGGAGGGAUGGGCUGUCGCUAUAUAACUAUAUAAAUUCGGCUUCCAUGAAUGGCUUGACAGGCCGUGUGCAUUUUGCUAAGGGACGUCGUAAUAUAUUUCAAAUUGAUUUACUUAAACUAAAGCGUGAAAAAAUACAAAAAGUCGGGUUUUGGAAACCCGAUGUGGGGGUUAAUAUUACCGAUGCAACCGCUUUCUACGACACGCAUACAAGCAAUACAACGUUAAUUGUGAUGACACGACAGGAGAAGCCUUAUGUGAUGGUGAAAAGUGACAUCACUCAAUCGGGGAAUGAUCGUUUCGAGGGAUUUUGUAUCGAUCUAUUAAAGGCCAUCGCCACACAAGUGGGAUUUCAAUAUAAGAUUGAGCUGGUGCCCGAUAAUAUGUAUGGCGUAUUCAACCCGGAUACAAAAGUUUGGAAUGGCAUAGUGCGUGAGCUAAUGGAGAAGCGCGCCGACCUGGCCGUUGCUUCAAUGACUAUUAACUACGUACGAGAGAGCGUGAUCGAUUUUACAAAGCCUUUUAUGAAUUUGGGAAUUGGAAUCUUAUUUAAGGUUCCAACCAGCCAGCCAACACGACUCUUUUCAUUCAUGAAUCCAUUGGCAAUGGAAAUAUGGUUAUACGUGCUUGCUGCAUAUGUUCUUGUUUCACUUACUCUAUUUGUGAUGGCGCGAUUUUCGCCAUAUGAAUGGAAUAAUCCACAUCCUUACGUGAAAGAAUCUGAUAUUGUUGAAAAUCAAUUCUCCGUCUCAAACAGUUUUUGGUUUAUAACCGGUACGUUUCUACGACAAGGAUCCGGUUUAAAUCCCAAGGCAGUAUCAACUCGUAUUGUUGGUGGGAUUUGGUGGUUCUUUACACUAAUUAUUAUAUCAUCAUAUACGGCUAAUUUGGCUGCAUUCCUAACGGUAGAACGUAUGAUAACUCCAAUCGAGGGCGCCUCGGAUUUAGCUGAGCAAACUGAUAUUUCAUAUGGAACCUUGGAAGGAGGAUCAACAAUGACAUUUUUUAGGGAUUCAAAAAUCGACACUUACCAAAAGAUGUGGCAAUAUAUGGAAGCCCGUCGUUCGUCGGUGUUUGUAAAGACUUAUGAAGAAGGCAUUAAACGUGUCAUUGAGGGGAAUUAUGCCUUUCUAAUGGAGUCGACCAUGCUAGAUUACGCCGUACAACGUGACUGUAACCUAACACAAAUUGGCGGGCUACUCGAUUCGAAAGGGUACGGAAUUGCCACACCAAAAGGUUCAACCUGGCGUGAUCCCAUAUCUUUGGCGAUUUUGGAAUUACAAGAGAAAGGAAUCAUACAAAUAUUGUAUGAUAAAUGGUGGAAAAAUACUGGUGACGUUUGCAAUCGGGAUGAAAAAAGUAAAGAGUCGAAAGCAAAUGCAUUGGGCGUAGAAAAUAUAGGCGGUGUUUUCGUAGUUUUACUAUGUGGCUUAGCUUUAGCAGUUGUUGUUGCCAUUUUAGAGUUUUGUUGGAACUCCAAAAAGACUUUACAGUUGACCGAAACACAAAUAUUGUGUUCUGAAAUGGCAGAAGAGUUGAGAUAUGCGACACAUUGUCAUGAGUCCAAACAACGGCAAUCCCUAAAGGGUAGCUCUGCGAAAUUCCCACCGGACUCCACUUACGUGCCAGCCGAUACAGGGAGUGUUAUACCAAAUAGGGGUGGGGUGCAUUACAAUUAUUUUGAUUAGUUAUGUAAGUAAGUAUAAUUAUUUUAAAGCAUAGUAAGUCAGUAAGUUUACAUAUUCAAAUUGUAUUAUAAACUUAUAUAAUUUUAUGAUAACUAUAAAUAUAUUUUGAAAAACA